Ixodes scapularis (black-legged tick) is the source of this 2535-nucleotide messenger RNA. Its product is annotated as propionyl-CoA carboxylase alpha chain, mitochondrial. Gene Ontology annotation, cellular component: mitochondrion. Lineage: Eukaryota; Metazoa; Arthropoda; Arachnida; Ixodida; Ixodidae. The coding region runs from base 81 to 2351 and encodes 756 amino acids. The record is from RefSeq and is a predicted model, not a curated record. The transcript has a single exon. Gene Ontology annotation, molecular function: metal ion binding; propionyl-CoA carboxylase activity; ATP binding.
CCACAGUAUCCACAGAUCCGAAAAAAACAAAACAAAAAAAUUAGUCGGCUUUUGGGGCUACCUGUGCCUGGGGCGUCUGCAUGCUCGCUCAUUUUCUUACCACCAUCUCCGCCAUGGGGCGCAUGCGCGGCCCCUUGUUGUGGUGGCUACGAACACGACCGACUUUGUUGGUCGUGGCCACGAACAUGUUUCGGCGAACUGGCAGCAAGAUGGCUUCGCGUGUGUUUGCUGUGUCCGUCUCCGGGCUGGUCCGGAGGCGGGGGCCGUUGUCCUGGGCCCCGCGCGUGCGUCGCGAGUCGUCGUGGGCCUCAAUUUACACGACAGACCCCAUCGAUCCGAGCGAGGCCAAAUUCAGCAAAGUCCUCGUCGCUAACCGCGGAGAAAUCGCCUGCCGCGUCAUGCGCACAUGUCGCAGUAUGGGCAUUCGAACCGUGGCAGUGCACAGCGACGCCGACUCGCGGAGUUUGCACGUACGGAUGGCCGACGAAGCAUUCUGCAUCGGACCAGCGCCGACCAACGAGAGCUACCUGCGCGUCGACGCCAUCCUAGACGCCGUCCGGCGCUCUGGCGCCGAGGCGGUACACCCGGGCUACGGCUUUCUGUCCGAGAACAUGGACUUCGCCGCCCAGCUGACCGAUGUGGGCGUCACCUUCAUUGGACCCAACUCUAAGGCCAUUCACGCGAUGGGCGACAAAAUCGAGAGCAAGAAGCUGGCCAACGCCGCCAAAGUGAACUGCAUUCCGGGCUUCGACGGAGUGGUCAAGACCCCGGAGGAGUGCGUCAAGAUUGCCCAGGAGAUCGGCUACCCGGUGAUGAUCAAGGCAUCGGCCGGAGGGGGCGGCAAGGGCAUGCGCAUAGCUUGGAAUGACAAGGAGGCCAUCGAUGGCUUUAGGUUCUCCACGGAAGAAGCCAGGUCGAGUUUCGGUGACGACCGCCUGCUUGUGGAGAAGUUCAUAGACAAACCCCGCCACAUCGAGAUACAGCUGAUGUGUGACAAGCAUGGGAACGCAGUGUACCUCAAUGAGCGGGAGUGCUCGAUCCAAAGGCGGAACCAGAAGGUGAUAGAGGAGGCACCAAGUGUGUUCCUCGAUCCAGACACGCGUAGGGCCAUGGGAGAGCAGGCCGUGGCUUUGGCUCAGGCGGUCAACUACGACUCGGCAGGCACCGUCGAGUUCCUGGUGGACUCCAAGCGGAACUUCUACUUUCUGGAGAUGAACACGAGGCUCCAGGUGGAGCACCCCAUUACGGAAUGCAUCACCGGGGUUGACCUAGUUCACCAGAUGAUCCGGGUUGCCAAGGGCCACCCACUCAAGAUCUCGCAGAAGGACAUCCCGCUGCGUGGCUGGUCCUUCGAGGCGCGGGUCUAUGCAGAGGACCCCUACAAGCACUUUGGGCUCCCGUCCAUUGGCCGGCUCCAUCGAUACAUUGAGCCUAACCACAUUCCCAAGGUGCGUUGCGACAGCGGCAUCAUCGAGGGUAGCGAAAUCAGCAUUUACUACGACCCCAUGAUCUGCAAGCUGGUGACUUACGGGGACGACAGGGAGGCGGCACGCCAGACCAUGCUCCGAGCACUGGAUGCCUAUGUCAUCCGCGGGGUCACGCACAACGUCAGCCUUCUGCGCACCAUCAUGACAGAGCCCCACUUUGUGAAGGGCGACAUUCACACGGGCUACCUACCACUGAUCUUUCCGGACGGCUUCCAAGGGAAGCGGUACUCCGAGGUGGAGGAGAGCCACCUGGUGGGGCUUGCAGCUUCCAUCUACGUGCAGGACGAGCUGCACGCACGCGACUUCCUGCAAGGCGAGAAAGUGACCGCCAGCGAAACCUUCUCGUUCUGGGACGUCGAGGUGCUCUUUGGCGACCGAAAGGUGGCUGUGACAGUCGUGGUCAACAAGAGUGGCUGCUACUCCGUGACGGUUGGGGGGCACCAACUGGACGUGACCAUUCCAGCAGACGUUUCCAAGCCGACGGUGGCUGCCGAUGUCUCUGGCACCGAGUACACGCUUCAGCUGCUGCAGCGGGACUUUACGGGCACCAUGAAGCUGGUGUUUCAGGGCAUAGCGCUAGAUGUGACGGUGCUCACCAGGGAAGCGGCCCAGUUCCUCGACCAGAUGCCCGAGAAGCCCAAGCUGGACACAAGCAAGGUGGUGGAGGCUCCCAUGCCGGGACUGGUGAAGCUGGUGUCCGUCAAGGUGGGCGACAUGGUUGGGGAGAACCAGGAGGUGUGUGUCAUUGAGGCCAUGAAGAUGCAGAACAGUCUGGUGGCGGCGGCCAUGGGCAAGAUUAAGGGCGUCUUUGUCAAAGCUGGUCAGACCGUGGACGAAGGUCAACUGCUGGUGGAGCUAGAGUGAUGCUGAGCAUUCCGAGGUAUCCACUGUGUUGGAAUAAAUGCGCCGGAGCAGCGGUUCUCAUUCUUGCCAGUUGCUUCUAUUCCCGGCCUGGGAUGGUUUGGCAAAUCCUGGGAAUGCGCUACUUGGUUUUGCAUUAUAUUGAUUAUACUGCUAUGUUAUACAUUAAACAAUACUGUUAAGUGGC